This is a messenger RNA of Ipomoea triloba (trilobed morning glory), 2141 nucleotides long. Its product is annotated as cationic amino acid transporter 9, chloroplastic-like. The record is from RefSeq and is a predicted model, not a curated record. The coding region runs from base 201 to 1901 and encodes 566 amino acids. Gene Ontology annotation, biological process: transmembrane transport; amino acid transport. The transcript has 8 exons. Lineage: Eukaryota; Viridiplantae; Streptophyta; Magnoliopsida; Solanales; Convolvulaceae. Gene Ontology annotation, cellular component: membrane. Gene Ontology annotation, molecular function: amino acid transmembrane transporter activity.
UUUGCUAUAAAAUUUUGAAAUUUAGUGAAACCCAAUUCUACUGUAGAUCAACCCAUGAUCCGUAGAGGUAAAGAAUACUCGAUAAUGGAUUACGGUUGGUGGGUAGUGCAUUCUAGAAAGAGCCGAAAUGGCUGUUCCAUUCGAGUUCCGUGUUGUUGUAGUGCCAUAGAAAGAGGAAAGAUUUUGUUCAUUUCAUAGAAAUGGGAGAAGAGAAGCGGUUAGAUGGUUCUUCUUCUUCGUCGACGGCAUGGUUUUCUCACUUUUGGGCGUCUGCUCGGCGGUUCAAAUCUCUCGCUCCACCGUCCACCACCGAUACCCCGGCGGGCGAUGGACUUGUUCGCCGUCUGGGACUCUUUGAUCUCCUUCUACUCGGCAUUGGCGCCUCCAUUGGAGCCGGAAUCUUCGUCGUCACCGGUACCGUCGCCCACGAAGCCGGUCCGGGGGUCACAAUCAGUUUCGUAAUUGCAGGAUUAUCUUGUGUUCUUAAUGCACUCUGUUAUGCCGAGCUAGCAUCGCGUUUUCCUGCAGUUGUUGGCGGGGCUUAUUUAUAUACCUACACGGCUUUCAGUGAGCUUAUGGCAUUUCUGGUUUUUACACAGUUGAUGCUUGAUUAUCAUAUUGGUGCAGCUAGCAUAGCGCGCAGCUUAGCAAGCUAUACAAUUAAUGCACUAGAGCUCAUUCCUUUCCUUAAGGAUAACAUUCCAAGCUGGGUUGGGCAUGGCAGCCAAGUGCAUCUUGGAGUGUUUUCUUUUAACCUAUUAGCUCCACUUCUGCUUGUAAUCUUGACAAUGGUGUUAUGUUGGGGUGUUGGAGAAUCCUCCAUAUUCAAUGCAGUGGUGACUGUGACAAAGGUAGUCAUUGUUUUUUUUGUGAUCAUUGUUGGAGCUUUUAAGGUUGAUGCUUCAAAUUGGACCCCUUUUGCUCCACAUGGUUUCAAAAGCAUAUUGACUGGGGCCACGGUGGUAUUCUUUGCUUAUGUUGGAUUUGAUGCAGUCGCUAAUUCUGCUGAAGAAUCUAAGAGACCACAGAGAGACUUACCAUUAGGCAUAGUGGGGAGCCUGCUUGUCUGUAUUGCACUAUACAUUGGUGUCUGCUUAGUGAUUACUGGAAUGGUUCCGUACAAACUCCUUGGCGAGGAGGCCCCUUUAGCUCAUGCUUUCAAGGCCCAAGGGUUGACAUAUGUUUCGGUGUUAAUCAGCGUUGGUGCUAUUGCUGGACUCACAACUACACUUCUGGUCGGGCUUUAUGUUCAGUCGCGACUAUAUCUUGGGCUUGGAAGGGACGGUUUAUUGCCUUCACUAUUUGCUAGAGUACAUCCCACUCGACACACUCCUGUUCACUCUCAAGUUUGGGUUGGGAUUGUUGCCAUAAUCUUGGCUGGCCUGUUUAAUGUGCGUUUACUCUCACACAUUCUUUCGGUGGGCAGCUUGACGGGCUACUCUGUCGUUUCAGCUUGUGCAGUAACCCUACGAUGGAAGGAGAAGAAUGUGAACGAGGUUUCUACCGGGUUCAUCUCAGGCAGGAGUGAAGGCAUCAUUUGCCUUAUUUUAGUUGCCUGUUGUGGAUUUGCUGCUGGAGCCCUUUACCGUUUUGGAGCUCCUUUUGGUUUCCUCGUUUUAUCUGCAGUUAUUGCGAUAUUUGCUGCUGCUGCUCUCCAUUUCCGACAAGUUUAUGAUGAUCCACCGGGAUUUUCCUGCCCCGGGGUCCCAAUUCUACCUGCUGUCUGCAUCUUCUUGAAUAUUUUUCUUUUUGCCCAGUUGCACUGUGAGGCAUGGGUGAGAUUUGUUGUUCUCAGCAUUGUUGCUGUUGGUAUUUAUGCACUGUAUGGACAGCAUCAUGCCAAUCCUGAUAGUUCAGGCACAUCCCUAAUUAUUUACCAAAGGGAAUCUGCAGAUGUUUAGACUUAAUCUCGAUGAUACAAAUGUAAAUGCAACGUUUUCUAUGUAUAAGUUUGAAUUCCAAAUAUCGGUCUCUAUUUAUGACCUUAUUUUAGGGGACAUAUUGCACUGUUAUCCACAUUCACGGGUCGAAUUAACCUAGUUGAGUUGCGGUGAAGACUUACAAUGCCAAGAUUGACUAGGUUGGAACUAAAAAAUGGCUGUGAAGAUGCUCCAAUGAAAUGAUUUGUUGUCCAAACGAAA